CGGAAAUGUGCCAACCUAACCAUAAACAAUUUCGUAUUUCAGCAUUAUUUUUCUACCUGUGAUAAAUAUGAGAAAACCCUUUAUUCUCGGGCUACUGUGGACCAUUAACAUUGCAUCUGCAGUCACUCAUUCCUAUCAGUACUUUUACACGGCGACAGCAGGAAUAAAAGGAUUUCCUGAGUUUGUAGCAGUGGGGAUGGUGGAUGGAGAGCAGAUCAGCUACUAUGACAGCAGCUCUAAGCAGCUCAUCCCUCGGCAGGAGUGGGUGAAAAAAGCAGUGGAUGUGGAGUUUUGGGAGAGAAACACACAGGUUUUCUUGAACACACAAGUGUCCUUCGAGGCCAGUGUAGAGAUUGCAAUGCAGCGUUUCAACCAAAUUGAUGGUGUCCACACUCUACAGAAAAGGUACGGCUGUGAGUGGGACAGUGAGACUGGGACCACAGACGGGUUUGAACUGUAUGGGUACGAUGGGGAAGACUUCAUUGCAUUUGACAUGAAGAACAUGAGGUGGAUCACUCCUUCACCACAGGGAGUUACCACUAAAAGCAAGUGGGACAGAGACAGAAUUUUGAAUGAAAUGAGGAAGAGCUACCUGACCCAGAUCUGCAUUGAGUGGCUGAAGAAGUACGUGGGCUACGGGAGGAGCACUCUGGAGCGCAAAGUCCCUCCUGAGGUCUCUCUGCUCCAGAGGGACCCCUCCUCUCCUGUCACCUGUCUUGCCACUGGUUUCUUUCCUGAAGGAAUCGUGGUGUCCUGGCAGAAAGAAGGAGAGGACCUGCAUGAGGACGUGGAGCUGGGAGAGACGCUGCCCAACAAUGACGGAACAUUCCAGAAAACGUCUCGCCUCAGAGUGAAGCCUGAAGACUGGAAGAAAGACACCUACACCUGCACUGUGCAGCAUAAGUGUCUGAAGGAGGAUAUUGUGAAGAGAGUGUAUGAGGAGGAGAUUAGGACUAACCACGGCUUUGUUCCAAGUGACAGUAAGUCUGUUUACUCCAGUGUUUUAAUCUGA
Messenger RNA from Megalops cyprinoides (Indo-Pacific tarpon), 1012 nucleotides. Its product is annotated as major histocompatibility complex class I-related gene protein-like. The coding region runs from base 68 to 1012 and encodes 314 amino acids. The transcript is spliced from 5 exons. Gene Ontology annotation, cellular component: external side of plasma membrane. Gene Ontology annotation, biological process: immune response. Lineage: Eukaryota; Metazoa; Chordata; Actinopteri; Elopiformes; Megalopidae. The record is from RefSeq and is a predicted model, not a curated record.